Messenger RNA from Schistocerca piceifrons (Central American locust), 4328 nucleotides. RefSeq names its product branched-chain-amino-acid aminotransferase, cytosolic (gene Bcat). Gene Ontology annotation, cellular component: mitochondrion. The record is from RefSeq and is a predicted model, not a curated record. The coding region runs from base 307 to 1527 and encodes 406 amino acids. Gene Ontology annotation, molecular function: branched-chain-amino-acid:2-oxoglutarate transaminase activity. NCBI's taxonomy places the organism in Eukaryota, Metazoa, Arthropoda, Insecta, Orthoptera, Acrididae. The transcript has 8 exons. Gene Ontology annotation, biological process: L-valine biosynthetic process; L-leucine biosynthetic process.
AGUGUUCAUCAGACAGUAUAGCGUCGCACGAGGGAAAGCGCUCGCAAAGUGAAUGCGUGUUAGUAAGCUACGGAGCGCGCGUCUGUUUAGAAGUUAGUGUAAACGCAGUAACUGUGGACCAGCUGACUUAAAAUAAUAUGAAUGUGAUACAGAGGUGACAGUGCGUUUUAAACACUUAUUAUGUUCCAAAGACGUAAAGAGUAUUACCAAGACAAUCUGUUCGUUGUGCCGAGGCAACCAAUUAACAACAUUCCGUCUUCGUUUUGUUGAUCGUGUUAAAGUGAUACUUGUGUAAACGGGAUUGAAAUGGCACGGCUUACACAUUUUUCGCAGCUAUUGUUACUACGUAAGUUUCUUUCCAGAAAUCUCAUCCACAGCCAGGUGAAAUCAGUUCGGAGGUUGUCUUUAAAAGUGCAUCAUACUUUCAAGUUUUCAGACUUGUCUGUGAGGUUGGCAUCACCUGAUGAACUGCAUUCUAAACCAGAUGUUAGUGAACUUCAGUUUGGCAAACAUUUUACUGAUCAUAUGCUGAAGGUUGCAUACCAUGCAUCAUUGGGUGGAUGGCAGAAACCAGAAAUUACACCUAUGGAGAAUCUCGUAUUACAUCCAGCUGCUAAAGUUUUGCAUUAUGCCAUCGAGGUCUUUGAAGGUAUGAAGGCAUAUCGUGGAGUUGAUGAUAAAAUUAGAUUAUUUAGACCAGAUCUCAAUAUGCGUCGUAUGAAUGGUUCAGCAGCUCGUACAAGUUUACCAACAUUUGAUGGUGAUGAAUUGAUCAGAUGUUUGUGUCGUCUGAUUCUUAUAGACCAGGAGUGGGUUCCACACUCUGAGGCAUCAAGUUUAUACAUCCGUCCAACAAUUAUAGGCAUUGAUCCUACACUGGGAGUUGCCACUUCAACAUCUGCACUUUUGUAUGCCAUCAUGUGCCCAGUGGGUAGCUAUUUUGGUCCUGACAGUAAAGCAGUUUCGUUACUGGCUGACCCUAAAUACACUCGUGCUUGGCCAGGUGGUGUUGGUGAUAAGAAAGUAGGCUCCAAUUAUGGUCCCACGCUGCAAGUUCAGGCAGAGGCAGCAUCUCGUGGUAUGCAGCAGGUUCUGUGGUUGUAUGGGGAAGAAGAUUAUGUAACAGAAGUGGGAACUAUGAAUGUGUUUAUACUUCGCUUGAAUGAAAAUGGAGAAAAGGAACUUGUAACUCCACCACUAGAUGGUCUUAUACUGCCCGGUGUCACACGGUACUCCAUUAUAGACUUGUGUAAGCAGUGGCCGGAGUUUAAAGUACUUGAGGAAAGAUUCACUAUGGGUGACCUCAUUAAGCUUCUCAGUGAAAACAGAUUGUUGGAAAUGUUCGGUGCCGGAACUGCAUGUGUCGUUAGUCCGAUAGGCUCAAUCCUGUACAAAGAUGUGUUGCACAAAAUUCCAACUGUUGAAUGGGAAGACCCUCUGUAUGCUCGUUUACUUAAAACUCUACUGGACAUUCAGUAUGGAAGAGUAGACCAUCCUUGGGGUGUUUGUAUUGAUCAGUACUGCUGAUAGUGGUCAUUGCCAGUAUGUUUUACUGGUGUGUUUGUUUUCUAAAGACUUACGAAGUAACUUAUAAAAAUCACUGUACAAAUUUCUAAUGAUGUGUGCAGCUUUUGCAGUGUGAAAAGACUGACUGUGUUUUGUAAGAAAGUGUUGUAAGUUGUGUGUUGAACUCUAUCUCAGUGCUUAUAUUUUCAGUUUAAUUGUAAUCACGUGAGAAAGUGUGGCUGAAUGUAGAUGGUUUUCUAGGGCUUAUUUUUGUAUUGUGUGAGAAAUACCUCCUGUUGUGUUUAACAACAAACUAUUGUAUCUUGGACUGUAAAUUUGGUGAGAGACUUCGGUGUUUCCUAAGUAAUGAAAGAAUGUCUGUUGUGGCAGGGAGUUUUUAAGAGUCUAUGUUGUAUUUUUUAUUUUUGUGUCAUUGCUUUGUAUGUUCAGAUGAUCAUGUUAUUUAUUUAUUUUGAACACAUUUUAAUGUUACUGCUGUGAAAACAAUGUAGAUGUAAAGUUUUACUACCUUGAAUAUCACAUAGUGAUUGCAUGUUUUGAAUAAGACAUUGCUAUAGAUGCAUGUAGCAUACAUAAAGUAAGAACAGAAAAUGUGGUGUAUGUAUUGUGAUGCUGUUAUUUUGCCCUCUUAUGAAGCGUGUGUAGUAGAAUACGACUGAAUGAAGGUAUGUGAAUUACUAUGAAGCCCUUUGAGGCAUAUUGCAGUGCAUCCAAUUAAUAUGUCUUAAUUGCACCAAAUGGAAAGGAAAAAGGAAGGGAGAAAAAAAUUCUUUCAUCCUUUGACAUAAUCAUAAUAUUCAUAUUGUUCAGGUUAAUAUCAGUUUCCUUAUGUUUUCAUAAGAAGAUGUAAUGAUUGUUCCAUUUUCUUGUUUUAUUUUAAUGAGAGCUUAUACAAGCUAAUUUUGUCCAUUGGACAGAGUGGAAACCAUGUGACAUUUAUUUAUUUUAUCAUAAAAUGUAAAAAUGUUCACCCUGAGUACAACUUGAUCGAAUCUAUAGAGACUGAAUAACUACUUCAAAAAAUUGCUUAUCUUCUGCCCAAACUAGUUGCUUGGGAUAUGAAUUAUUUUCAUUUAUAUCUGUAUGCAAGAUGACAAGAAAAUGAUUUUGAAUUACUCCAUUCGCGGUACAAAAUGUAUCUCAGUGAUUUUUACUGUGUGCUAUGAUUUGAAGGCACAUGAUAAAGUUCUAGUUUAGUGUGUUGUGCUAAUGCAUAGAAUGCAGGGUAUAUUAUAUGUACAGUAUUUUGUGUAUAUUAGGGUGCUUAAAAUUAGAUACAUCCAGACAUUUAUUAAUUUUCCUUGAAACAAAGCCUCACAGUGUACGAUUUUUUCAGCAGAUUUGCAUUAGAGAAUGCAGUCAUUUGUCAUUAGGAAAGUACAGUAAUCCUGCAAAUAUAGUUCAGUAACAAAUUUUGUGUAGUGUACGGUUUUGCAGUUUCUUCUCUCAUAAGAAACCCAGUUUGUUCCUAUGUGCGAUCUAAAGAGAGGAAAGAGAACUUUUUUUAUAAAUUUACACAAUGAGUGCUUUUAACUCAACGUGUGGGCUCAGAAUAGAUAAUUUUAAAUUUAGUUACCUAUGUACCAGUGCAAUCAAUAAUUUCUCACAUGUAAAACUUAAAAGCAACUGUACUUUUGCAAGAAAUUCUGUUUUUAGUUUAUAAAAUGCAAGUAGUUUAUUUUAGCCAAUGUCCAACUGAACAAUUUUACUAUAACAGUACUGCAAGAAGGUAUUUAUGUUGAAAUUAGUUUUGCUGUUAUUACUUUCCAUAUCAUACAAAUUCAGGAAUUAAAGGGGUACAGAAUAGUUGUGUGUGUUUUAACAUUCACCAUUUAUAAAAUGGAUUGAUAAGGAUGUGCCAUUUUAGAUAGCGUAUUUUAUUUUUGUAUUAUGUUGUUUCUUCCUGAAUUUCCCACCUGAUUUGUAGAACAUGUGCAGAUGCUCAGAAGCAGGUAUAAAAUAAAAUAUGGUGCAUUAAUGUUUUUUCAUGGUGGCUGUAGGUGUAUUUUGUUAAAAACCAAACUCGUGCUCAUAAUGUUAUCAGUGCUGUGUCAUACAUGUGGUUUUUACGAAGCAUGUAAGCAAUCUAAUCUCGCACUCUGUGUGUGUGUGUGUGUGUGUGUGUGUGUGUGUGUGUGUGUGUGUGUGUGUGUGUUUUCAGGUAAAAACAUGUGCUUGGUACAUAAAACACUAAAACUGUAAUCAUUGGCAUUCUCUAUAAUGCAAGAAAAUGAGAUGGUUAGUUGCUCACUUCAGUCUUUUUUUGUGUUUCUUUAUUCCCCCUGUUUUCAUAAAUGCUAGAGUAUUUAAGAAAAUUCAUUUGUGCUGUUCUGUUACACUGUUAAAAUAGAUUUACUAUUUUCCAAAGUGUAUUAAACUACCCUCACGUACGUUAGCAGUACGUAAACUUGUUAUUAUAAUAAAAACAUUAGAAAUGAAUGCCAACAAAAUUAAAUGAUUCCUCAAAAGAAGAGACUGUUUAGUUAAAGCAAAUUUAUUCUGCUGUGUUGUCAGAAAAACUGUGUUCUCAGGGACUGUCGACAAUAUAACUGUGAUACCUUCCUGCUGACAUAGUGAUUAAAUAUCAUGUCAGCUUCCAUUAUUUUGAAAAGAUAUUUAUUUUUUGUAAUAUGCAUUCAGAGAGUUGCUGAAUUUCUCUCUUUUUAUCAUGAGAACCAUGACUGUAGAGUAAAACAGUUUCAGUACAUGAAGAAUGACUAAAUUAUACUACUUAUAUUUUUGUAAUAGUAUUGUUAUACAUUUUUGAUUCCACUACUGUUGAUAAAAUAUGCUCAACUGUU